Messenger RNA from Colletotrichum higginsianum IMI 349063, 2070 nucleotides. RefSeq lists its product as uncharacterized. The record is from RefSeq and is a predicted model, not a curated record. NCBI's taxonomy places the organism in Eukaryota, Fungi, Ascomycota, Sordariomycetes, Glomerellales, Glomerellaceae. The transcript is spliced from 6 exons. The coding region runs from base 1 to 2070 and encodes 689 amino acids.
AUGUUCAAGGGGAGACCCAGCACCGAUCCCGACGACAUGCCAUCGCAGCCGUCUCCACCACCACCACCACCACCACCGACGACGGCAGCACCUCCUCCGCCUCCGCCUCCGUCUGGCGACUUGACCCCCGACGCGGAUACACCACCGAGCCAGUCCAGCUACGGGUACUCCAGUCAGUCGACCAUGGGCCAGGAGCCCGAGAUCGUCGAAGCGCACGACGAAGAGAGGCCGACAGACAGCCAUCACCUGGCAGACAUGGCCGCCAAGGAGAAGCCGCUCGAGGAAAAGGGGCACGCCGAGCUCGACCACGCCGACGUCGAGGUGAAGAACUUGGGAUGGAACAACCCGCCCAGCAAGGUGUCCCAGCCCAUGAUUGGCGGGUUGACCAACGAGGAUCUCUGGAUCCUCGUCCGUCGGUUUGACAAGCUCGCCAACCUGGACAUGAACAUCGCAGACGAGGAAGAGUUCUCGCCAGACAAACUCCGCGCGCACGUCGAGCGCCUGUACAUGACCGUCAUCGUCGGCCUCUUCGCCUUCUGGAAACACAUCGUCCGCCUCCGUUCCUGGCGCGAGUGGCGCCGCACCUCCGUCUUCCUCGCCGUCUACUCCGCCGCCUGGCUCCUCGACUUCGUCGUGCCCGUCCUCGUCGCCUUCCUCGUCGUCCUCGUCCUCGUCCCCGACGCCCGCACCUUUUGCUUCCCGCCCGCGCCCCCCUCCCUCAUCGACGGCAGGACCGGCGGCGUCAAGAAGCCGUCGUCCGGCGUCCUCGCGUCCGACGACUCCAUCACGGGCGCCCCCGAGAAGCACGCCGGCGAGGCCGUCGAGCAGGAGGCCCACAGCUUCGUCAACAGCAUCUCCUCGCUGAUCGUCAGCACCGCGGCGGGGAAACACCCUCAAGGCGAUCCUCACGAUGACACCGCUGCCCCAGACCCUACUAACAUGGCUCAAGAUAUCGUCAACGCGAAGGACAAGACGGGCGGCGACGAGCCGAGCGUCCACCACGACAAGACCAAGAAGCCCGUCCACGAAUCCGUCUGGGUCAAGGCCCGGCCGGUCAUGCACUCGAUUGCCGAUGUCGUCGACACCUGGGAACGCUUCGGCAACGCCCUCAGCCCGACGCCGCCGUUCCCCCAACAGCGGCCCCGGCUCAUCCUCGCCAGCCUCCUGCUCCCGAUGCUCCUCGGGUCUCUCUUCACGACGUCGUACAUGCUGGUCAAGGGGACCGGAUUCGUGGUUGGAUUCACCAUCUUUGGCGACCCCGUCAUCCAAAGAGGCUUGGUGUUUAUCAACCGCACCUACCCUCACUGGAAGAAGUACGUUGAAUUGCGAAACACCGUUCUCAAGGGCAUUCCCACCAAUGCCCAGCUCACCAUCACCCUGCUACGCAUCGGCGAGAGGAACAAGGCGCCGCUUCCCCCGCCCCCCGUCUCGUCCGAGCCACCGCCAGAUGUGCCUCAUGCGACCGCUGGCGAGGGUCUCGAGCAUCUAGGCGUCGACCAAGACGAAAUAGACGAGGCCGUCCAACCCGACCCGAACGCCCUCGCGCCCGCCGAGUCGCAGACCGAGGAGCACAAGCAGAAGAAGGGGCACCGGAUCCUCAACUUCAUCAAGAGCACCGCCAAGGGCGGCAUCAACACCACCCUCGCCGCGGACAAGGUCAAGGCCAAGGUGGGCGCCAAACACGCCAAGGACCGGCUCGGCGUGGUGAAGACGGGGCCCGAUCCCGAGAAGGGGCCCAUCUCGUUCCCGGCACGGUGGAAGGGCAAGAAGGGCCGCGCCUUCAUCACGGCCACGGCGACGACCCCUGCUCUGAGCUGGACUACCGACUCGGAUGACCUGAACCCGACGUGGACCGUCAGCGUUGGAGACAUUGCGCAAAUUCGCAAAAUGGGCGGUCUUGGGUGGAAGUCAAAGAUCUUUGUCGGAUGGGCCACAGACCGCGAGAUCGCGGACGGCCUCAUCGUGACCGAUACCAUGGGCAAGGAGCACCACCUCACUGCAAUCAUCUCCCGGGAUGAGCUUUUCAACCGUCUGGUUGCGAUAGGGUCUCAGAUGUGGGAGGCUUGGUGA